UGGAAGAGGAAGAGCCGGGGUUGCCCAGGGGUGGGCUGGGCAUGUCUGAGUCUUCAUCCUGCCCCACCGGUCCGGAGACCCCUGCCCCAGGCUGUAGGCUGGGGGCCUUGUACUGGGGCUGUGUCCGCAAUGACCCUGUCCAGCUUCAAGCUACGUUGGAUGGUGGGGUCUCCCCUGAAGAGGCCACCCAGGUGGAUGGCAAUGGGAGGACAGGUCUCAUGGUUGCCUGCUACCGAGGCUUCGAGAGUGUUGUGGCUCUGCUCAGCCGCUGCCCUUUCCUCGAUGUGAACCAGCAGGAUAAAGAAGGGGACACUGCCCUCAUGCUGGCUGCCCAAGCAGGCCAUGUGCCUCUGGUGAGUCUUCUGCUCAACUAUUACCCGGGCCUGGACCUGGAGCGCCGAGACCAGCGGGGGCUAACAGCACUGAUGAAGGCCGCUGUGCGGAACCGUUCGGAAUGCGUGGCUGCCCUCCUCAUGGCAGGUGCUGACCUGACAGCGGUGGAUCCUCUUCGGGGCAAGACGGCCCUAGAGUGGGCACUGCUGACCGACAGCUUCGACACUGUGCAGAGGAUCCGGGCGCUGCUGCGGCGCCCCCAAAUAGAGCAGCUGAGCCAGCAUUACCAGCCCGAGUGGCCAGCCUUGCCUGGGCUUGUGGCUCAGGCCCAGGCCCAGGCCCAGGCUACCCCAUCUCUCCUAGAGCGACUGCAGGCCACUUUGAGCCUCCCCUUUGCCCAGUCUCCUCAGGAGGGGGGUGUCCUGGACCACCUCGUGACCAUCACGACCAGCCUGGCCAGUCCCUUCCUCACCACGGCCUGCCACACCCUGUGCCCUGACCGGCCACCUGCGCUGGGCACCCGAAGCAAGUCUGUGCCAGAGCUGCUAGGCACUGCCCCACCCCCUCCCCCAGCCCCCCAGCGCCCCCAGGUAGUCCCUGGCUCCCGGGUCCUCAUCCCCUACCAGAGCCGUCAGGGUGUGCUGAGUAUGUGCCCUCAGUGGCUACAGCCCAGGGACAGUAGCAGCCCCAGGCCCCCAACCCCCAAGAUCCGCCUCUCUAAGGCACCCUCAUCUUCCACACAGUACAAGCCAGAGCCCAGGCGCAGAGAUAAUCAAAGCCUAGCCCUUCCUGUCUGGAGAUACCAGGAGCUCAGGAUGGAGAGGAAGAGGAGGGAGGAGGAGGAAGAUAGGUGA
Molecule: messenger RNA, 1187 nt
Organism: Lontra canadensis (Northern American river otter)
Lineage: Eukaryota; Metazoa; Chordata; Mammalia; Carnivora; Mustelidae
Gene: ANKRD33
Product: ankyrin repeat domain 33
Exons: 4
Coding region: 42-1187 (381 amino acids)
Biological process (GO): negative regulation of transcription regulatory region DNA binding; negative regulation of transcription by RNA polymerase II
Molecular function (GO): protein binding
Source: RefSeq, a predicted model, not a curated record